UAUGAACUCGAACUCCCGAACUCAUGAUACCUUAUCAGAUCCGAAGCCAAUACGGAUUUUACUAGUUGUAAUUGCACAUUAUGGAAUAUCAUUAUUUUAACUUUUACGAUUUUAUAGCUUAAUAACAAUAUUAUAUUUUACAUGAAAUGUACAAGUUAAUUACUGAUCUAAGUCUAAUACCUCUAUUAUAGGGGUGGCUAUUUGGACCGGGACCGGAUUAAAAACCGGAAACCGGACCGUAUAACCCGGACCGAGACCGGACCGGGACCGGAUAGUAAACAAUCCAAUCCAAUCUUUGGGCUUAGAUUUGUGGUAAAAAACCGGAUAAAGACCGGAUAAGAGAGCUCAACACCCAAAACUUAAGGGUAAUUUGCAUAAACGGUCACAAACCUUUGCACUUAGUACAAAACUUAACCAACUCAUCACCCUUUAAGGCCUUAGGCCACUCAAAUCCACAAUCUCAAUGUAAAAUCAAGACCGAAUUGGGACCGGACCGGAUCAAAACCGGACCGGAUCAAGACCGGACUGUAUCCAAUCCAAUCUUCGGUCCUUAUAUUUUCAAAAAGACCGGACUGGACCGGAUCAAUUUGGGCCAAUUUAACCGGACCGGACCGUAUAGCCACCCCUACUCUAUUAGAUAACUUAUAAAAGACCAGUUGGAAAUUUUCUUAUUUCUUUUAUGUUUUUUUCAAAUGACAAGAUUUAACUUAACUAUCAAAUAAAUUGUAUUUAAUUUUUGUAACUUACUAUCUUUGAUUUAAUUAUCAAAUAAUAAAAGGAAAACUCAUAAACAGGAAGAUGAUGAACAUUGAAAAUAAGUUAAAUGACUAAAAUGAAACUAGCAAAGAAAUUCAGUGAUGAUACGAAGCAUUUUGGCUAUCACCUCUUCGGCGAAAAUCCUACUUCCACAAUCCCGCGCUUAUUCGAAAAUAUCAAUCCAGAGCCGAAACACCGCACUGUCACCCCCUCUCUAGCUCGCUCUCCGGCGGUUCCGUCGAAUUGUUCCAGCAUUCCUUCCCGUCUUCGGUCAAUGGCGGAGAAUCCGAUCCUUCUCUCCGACGAAGACGCCGACGAUCCAGGCACUCCGAUUCCACCCCUCUCCAAGAGGCUCCGCGCCGCUCGAGCGGAGCUCGGCCUCGACCCGGCCCCUACCAUCUUCCUCAUCGACGACGAUCCCUCUCCGUUCAAGCCGUCGCCGAAUUCCUCAUCCGCUCCCUCUGUCGUCCCGGAAACUCCGAUGUCUGAUGUCGCCGCCGCUGGGAGACGCACGGUGGACCUUUCGACUCCCGAAAUUAGGGUUCCUGAUUUCGGCCUCAUCGGCGAUGAUCCCUCUCCGUUCAAUCCGAAUCAGAAUUCCUCAUCUACUGCCACUGUCGUCCCGGAAACCCCGAUGUCUGAUGUCGCCGCCGCUGGCAGAUGCACGGUGGACCUUUCGACUCCCGAAGUUAGGGUUUCUGAUUUCGGCCGUAAGAUUUCUGGAAAUGGCGGAGUGACGCGCUUGGAGCCGGAACGUUUCGAGUCGGUUGAUUGCUCUGGUAGUGGAAAAUGGCGGGAGAAUGAGACCGUGGAUAUUGACGAUGAGGGCGAUGAUGAUGAGGCCCUAUGGAGGUCUAGAUUCUCUGCAUCAGUUGAUUCACUUGGUGGUGCUAAUCUCAGUCAGAUGUCGUCUGGAGUAAACUCUUCUCAGUCAAUGUUGUUAGAAAAUGAUCAGUCACACGACAACCCUGACAAAGAGAAUCUGGGGAUGGAGCAGAUGGAUGGUAUUGUUAAACAGAAAAGGAGAUCCAAGAGCAAGUCAGAAGAGAAAAGUAGUAAUCCAGAUGAAGCAAUUGAAAAGAAGAGGAAAGUGAAAGAAGAAAGGGCCCGUUUGAUGGAAGAAAAGAAGCUAAAAAGAGAAGAGGAGAAGCUGCAAAAGGCAGCUCUGAAAGCUGAAGCAGCAGAGUUGAAAAAGCUCGAGAAAGAGAAACAGAAAUGGGAGAAAGGGAAGUUGGCCCUAAAAUCAAUUGUUGCUCAGUUGGAUGCCAAAGUAGUGGAGCAGGCCUCAGUUGGAGGACAUCUUCUGUCCAGGUUUGCUGAGAAAGGGCUUACAUACCAUAUAACAUCACAUCCAAUUGAAAGAUCAAUUAUGUGGUCAAUGAGUGUGCCAGAACAUCUUGCGCAGCUUUCGAUCCAAGAACAAGAUGUGCGAUACAUUUUAUUCAUCUAUGAAGCUGAGGAAUUCUGCAAUCUUGUAAACAGCGAAUUAAUUAUUAAACAUGUAUGCGAAGUUCGAAGUCAGUAUCCAUCUUACACAGUUUGCUACCUGACGAAUAAGUUGAUGGCUUAUAUUAAUAAAAGGGAAAAGGAGCUGUACAAGAACCCAGAAAGUGGUAGCUCUUGGGUUCGUCCAGCUAUUGAAGAGAUGCUGGCAAAAUUAACCACCCACUUUGAUAAGGUAUAUUACAGGCACUGUAGAGAUGAAGCUGAAGUUGCAGAACAUGUAGUUGGUUUGACAAGUAGUUUAGCUUCUUGCCAAUACAGAAAAAAGUUAACACGUCUCUCAGUUAAUGCCAAUGGGUCUGCUGUACCAAAGGAUUUUAUUGACAAGAAUCUGAUAAAAAAGAGUCCAUGGCUAAAAGCUCUGGUUGCAAUUCCCAAGGUGCAGCCUCGUUUUGCUGUUGCUAUAUCGAAGAAGUAUCCUACAAUGAGGUCAUUGUUGAGCAUAUAUAUGGACCCCACCAAAACGGUUCAUGAAAAGGAGUUCCUGCUUGCGAACCUGACCGUAGAAGGGUUGACGGGAGCUGACAGAAGAGUUGGUGAAAUAUGCUCGAAACGAGUCUACAGAAUAAUGAUGGCGGAAAGUGGAAGCAUCAAAACUGACGAUGUUGAAGAUGGUGCUGAUUACUUUCAGCGCUAAUCUCCACCUCUUUCCAGGAUUCAAGCAUCACGAACCAAGUCAGAGUCUGGUCCAGGUUCCAUACAUAAACUUUACUAUGCUCUGCGCUUUUCUUCUUCUUCUUCUUCUAUGAUUCUAUCUCCAGCUCAAACCUGGACUACAGAUAACAAUGCGUAGGGUGCACAUUACAUUCUCCCUGAUCAUAAUGCUUAAGUUUCUUAGCCGUCACUACGAGUAGUGUAGACAAAGUUCAUUAGGAGGAGGAACUAUAGACAAAAUUUGUGAACAAUACCAUCAGUACUAGCAAACCUAUCCUCUCACCUAUACUAUUCUGCAGAAAUGCCUGUCAUUCAGAAUGAUUGAAAUCUGAACAGCUUUAGACCAAGUUUUCGGGUUUGGGUCUGCAGUGUAUUUGCAACCCAAAAUACCAAGAAACAAAUUAGUUGGUUAGGUGGGCCACUGACAGUUGGGUCAAGGGUGGAUUUUCAAUAUGGGCUGACGUCCGUAUGCACCAACUGUCCACCUAAUUCUUUAUUGAUGGUGGCACUAACACACACUGGAAUACAUCUUCAGUGUUUGA
Linum trigynum is the source of this 3455-nucleotide messenger RNA. The record is from the annotation of a GenBank genome assembly. Lineage: Eukaryota; Viridiplantae; Streptophyta; Magnoliopsida; Malpighiales; Linaceae.